Molecule: messenger RNA, 2763 nt
Organism: Rhododendron vialii
Lineage: Eukaryota; Viridiplantae; Streptophyta; Magnoliopsida; Ericales; Ericaceae
Product: pentatricopeptide repeat-containing protein At3g26782, mitochondrial
Exons: 2
Coding region: 81-2069 (662 amino acids)
Biological process (GO): RNA modification
Molecular function (GO): RNA binding; protein binding; zinc ion binding
Source: RefSeq, a predicted model, not a curated record
UCCUCCUCAGAUUAAUAAGCAUGAGAAGAGAGAUAAGCUUAGCUAUCAACAAUAAUCAAUUAUUAAUCAUAAACGUGUGAAUGAGGAUUGUAAAUUCAAGUACAUCUCUACUCACUAUUCGUGGCGAGCUCUACCGGCCCCGGCGCUAUUCAACCAGUUGUUCCAAGAACCUCACAACCUUGUUCAACAAAUACGUAGAUAAAACCAGCGUCUCCUCAUGGAACUCGGUCAUCGCCGAGUUGGCUCGGGGCGGCGACUCCGUAGAAGCCCUCCGAGCCUUCGCCUCCAUGCAAAAGCUCUCUCUCAAGCCGGACCGUUCCACCUUCCCUUGCGCCAUCAAAUCCUGCUCCGCUCUCUCCGAUCUCCAUUCGGGCAAACAAGCCCACCAACAAGCUUUGGUCUUCGGCUUUGAAUUGGACCUCUUUGUAUCCUCUGCUCUCAUUGACAUGUACUCUAAGUGUGGCCAAUUGCAGGACGCAAGGACACUGUUCGAUGAAAUUCCGCACAGAAAUGUCGUUUCUUGGACUUCAAUGAUCACUGGGUAUGUCCAAAAUGACAAUGCCGCCGGAGCUUUAUUACUUUUCAAAAAGUUCUUGAUCGAACAGAGUGGUUUUGAGGGAGUAAAAGAAGUGUGCAUAGAUUCAGUAGCUAUGGUUUCAGUUCUAUCAGCAUGUUCUCGUGUUUCAGGGAAGAGCGUUACUGAAGGGGUUCAUGGGUUUGUGAUAAAGAGGGGCUUUGAGGACAAUUUGGUUGUUGGGAAUACUUUGAUGGAUGCGUAUGCCAAGUGCGGUGACGUAGGGGUGUCUAGAAAGGUGUUUGAUCGGAUGAUUGCAAGGGAUGAUGUGUCCUGGAAUUCGAUGAUUGCAGUAUAUGCGCAGAACGGGUUGUCAGCAGAGGCACUGCAAAUUUUUCAUGACAUGGUAUGGGAUGGAGAUGUCAGCUAUAAUGCCGUAACUUUGUCUGCUAUUUUGUUAGCCUGUGCACAUUCGGGGGCUCUUCAAGUGGGCAAGUGUAUACAUGAUCAGGUGAUAAAGAUGGGCUUGGAAGAGGAUGUUUUCGUGGGAACUUCAAUCGUCGACAUGUAUUGCAAAUGUGGGAGAGUACAGAUGGCCAGGAGAGUUUUUGACCGCAUGAAGGAGAAGAAUGUGAAAUCUUGGACAGCUUUGGUUGCUGGUUAUGGCAUGCACGGCUGUGUGAGGGAAGCUUUGGAAGUCUUCAAUGAGAUGAUAAGGACGAGGGUCAAACCUAAUUAUAUAACUUUUGUGUCAGUUCUAGCAUCUUGUAGCCAUGCUGGUCUAGUGGAUGAAGGCUGGCAUUGGUUUAGAACCAUGGAGAACAAAUUUCGUAUAGAACCGGGAUUGGAACAUUAUGGGUGCAUGGUCGAUCUACUUGGCCGUGCUGGUUUUCUUAAGGAGGCUUAUGAUUUGAUCAAUGAAAUGAAGGUCAGACCUGAUUUUGUGGUUUGGGGCUCUCUUCUUGCAGCAUGUAGGAUUCACAAGAACGUGGAGCUUGCAGAGAUUUCCGCAAGGAAAUUGUUUCAAUUGGACGCAAGUAAUUGUGGGUACUAUGUCUUGCUUGCAAAUGUAUAUGCUGAUGCUGGAAGGUGGAAAGACGUAGAAAGGAUGAGAAUAUUGAUGAAGAAUCAUGGACUGGUUAAACCACCUGGUUUCAGUUUGGUUGAAGUUAAAGGUAGGAUUCAUGUGUUUUUGGUUGGCGAUAAAGAGCAUCCUCAACAUGAGAAGAUAUACGAAUACUGGGAAAAAUUAACUCUGAAGCUGCAAGAAGUCGGGUAUGUACCCAAUAUGACCUCAGUUCUCCAUGACGUGGACGAGGAAGAGAAGGAAAUGACGCUAAGAGUUCACAGUGAAAAGUUGGCAGUAGCCUUUGGACUAAUGAGUACAGUUCCUGGCACCACAGUCCAGGUCAUUAAGAAUCUUAGGGUUUGUGGUGACUGCCAUACUGCUAUUAAGUUGAUUUCAAAAAUUGUUAAUCGGGAAAUAGUAGUCAGAGAUUCAAAGCGGUUUCACCAUUUUAGGCUUGGGCUAUGUUCAUGUGGGGAUUAUUGGUGAUAUUUGAACAAGAAAGGGGAACUUAAGCUAAUGUUAACUGCCACCAAGUGAUCAUUUUUGACCUCUUCACCAGACUUGUUGAGGGAGAACUGUUUUUAAGCCUAUUUUGCGUCCAUGAUCAGAUGCCGGUAUAUUUGUCCCUGAAGGUUUCAAGUCAAUUUUGUUAGGUAUAGAAGAAUCAGCAGCAAUUCAGUUCCUCAAUCUAGCAGCAACCAUUGGGGAAGCAUUGGCAUUUCCUUUAAUAAUUCUGGAUAGAAGUUGGACUUUUGGAUUGGCUACAUUGUGUUUUGGGGAUUUGAGGAUGACAAUGAAGCAUAGAGAAGAGGGUUUGAUCUGCAGAUCACCAAUCACCUAACUACUUGAAUAAAAUGUUUGGCUUGACCCUGGAGUAAAUUAUGAAACCCAAAACUCCCAAGCAGAAUACGAUUUGAGGACUUGUCAAAAGUCCUAGCGCGAGGGAGAACAUCAUGAGCAAGGUGAAAAAACUCUGAAGUCUGAUGAAGUCCGUGCAGGCUCAACACCUGAGAUGCUUCUCGCUUCAUGUAGAAGUUUAAAGGAAGAAAAGCAAUAUCAUUGAUAAUAUAUCCUUCUCCAAUCAAUAGAUUGUAAAUCAUUGGGAACUUGUCUGUCCUUGCCAUUUUUUCCUGUUGCUGCAAAUUCUCCUUCAUGUUAUAAAAUUCUGUUACUGUUAUCA